Molecule: messenger RNA, 1038 nt
Organism: Clonostachys rhizophaga
Lineage: Eukaryota; Fungi; Ascomycota; Sordariomycetes; Hypocreales; Bionectriaceae
Source: the annotation of a GenBank genome assembly
AUGGAUCGAGCUUUCGAGAAUCACGCAUCUUACAUUGGGCGGCCAGCCUCAGAGCUACCCACGCCAUCACUCAUUGUCGAUCUUCCAGUUCUAAAGAGAAAUGUCAAUACUCUACACGAGACCGUCGAGAAACUUGGGAUUGGCUUUCGGCCCCAUGUUAAAACUCUCAAGAUUCUAUACGGACUGCCAGUUUACCCAGGGGCGCUACAAGACCUCGUUAAGCUAAGAGAGAGCGUGCGAAUUCUGCUGCUAGUAGACAAUGAGGAUCACAUCGAUGUCCUUGAGAAGUCGGGCACCCAGCCCUGGGAUAUUUUCAUCAAGCUUGACGUUGGCUCCCGUCGUGCUGGUAUUCCGGCAAAUAGCACAGCCUUGACAAAACUGGUGGAACGUGCAGACAGAUCUUCAGCAGUGAACACUUCCGGUUUCUAUUGCCACGCAGGACACUCUUACGCCGGCAAGUCACUGGAAGAGGCCCAAAAGACGCUUGAAAUCGAAAUAUCGAGCGUUCUCAAUGCCGCGGCGCUGCUGCCUGCCGACCGUGCUCUAAUUGUUUCCAUUGGAGCAACUCCCACAGCCCAUGUUGUGCAGUACCUGAAAGCAAACGUCCCGUCAAAUGUGAAGGUCGAGCUUCAUGCAGGCAAUUUCCCCUGCAACGACCUACAGCAGGUGUCGACAGGGUUAGUUUCAGACUCUGACCAGGCAAUUCGCGUUGCUGCCGAAGUCUGUGGUGUUUAUGCAGAGCGAAACGAGGCUUUAGUGAAUGCCGGUGUCGUUGCUCUCUCUCGGGAAAGCAGUGGCUAUUCAGGGUUCGGCCGCGUCAUUGGGAAACCAGCUUGGGCUGUUGUGCGCUUGUCGCAGGAACAUGGAAUACUUGGGACAAACGAGAGUGCCCAAGUGUCUGAGAACUUCCAAAUUGGCCAAAGGGCAAACCUGUAUUGCAAUCAUUCGUGUAUCACUACGGCGGCGUUUUAUGUCUAUUUUGGUGUGGAUGAGAACGACAUCGUCCGGGAAGCAUGGAUCCCAUGGAAAGGUUGGUAA